AUGAAGACUGCUUCUACAAACAUUUGUGAAAGAAUGGGUCGCUCUCAGCUCAAUGAAUUCAAGCGUGGUACCGUGAUAGGUUGCCACCUGUGCAAUAAGUCCAUCUGUGAAAUUUCCUUGCUACUAAAUAUUCCACGGUCAACUGUUAGUGGUAUUAUAACAAAGUGGAAGAAACUGGGAAAAACAGCAACUCAGCCACAAAGUGAGUGGGGUCAGCGCAUGAUGAAGCGCACAGUGCGCAGAAGUCGCCAACUGUCUGCAGAGUCACUAGCUAAAGACCUGCAAACUUUGCAUGGCCUUCAGAUUAGCACAACAACAGAGCUUCAAGUAAUGGGUUUUCAUGGCCAA
Messenger RNA from Staurois parvus, 348 nucleotides. Lineage: Eukaryota; Metazoa; Chordata; Amphibia; Anura; Ranidae. The record is from the annotation of a GenBank genome assembly.